Molecule: messenger RNA, 2813 nt
Organism: Thunnus maccoyii (southern bluefin tuna)
Lineage: Eukaryota; Metazoa; Chordata; Actinopteri; Scombriformes; Scombridae
Product: kelch-like protein 7
Exons: 12
Coding region: 334-2169 (611 amino acids)
Biological process (GO): protein ubiquitination
Cellular component (GO): Cul3-RING ubiquitin ligase complex
Molecular function (GO): protein binding
Source: RefSeq, a predicted model, not a curated record
UUUGCGAUAGGUCAAUAAAAACAAAGAAGAAGAAGAAGAACUACAACCUAAUAGCUAAAGGCAGAAGAAAGCUUUUACCACAGUAACUGUUGCUAACCUGUUUGGAGACUUGAUUAACACAGGGUUUUUUUUCUUUCUUUGAGAGCUUUCUGGGAGACGCAGUAGCUAAAUUUGCGUCUGUUUCAAUCUCAUCAAGCUGCCAGUGACUCGCAAACAGACUGUCAGUGGCUGAGCGACAACAAAGAGACUGCAGCUGCACACUGCUGGCUGGCAGCGGUGCUGAUGUGUUGUAGUUUAAUUUGACUGGUAACAGGUAACAUUAAGCAGCCAGACAUGACGGGCAUGGCCUCACCGGAGAAGGCGUCAAGCACCAAGAAGAAGAGCGAGAGGAAAUGUGCCACCAAAGAUGAGUACAGGCAGCUGUCCAGCAUCAUGGGAGUCAUGAACAACCUGAGGAAACAGGGUACCCUCUGUGAUGUGACCCUGGUGGUUCAGGGGAAACACAUAUCUGCCCACAGGGUGGUGCUGGCUGCUGCCAGCCAUUUCUUCAGCCUCAUGUUCACCACCAGAAUGAUGGAGUCGAUGUCCCAUGAGGUGGAACUCAGGAGUGCUGAGCCUGAGAUCAUUGAGCUGUUGAUUGAAUUUAUCUACACAGCUAGGAUUUCAGUGAACAGCAGUAAUGUCCAGUCGUUGCUGGAUGCAGCCAACCAGUACCAGAUUGAGCCAGUGAAGAAAAUGUGUGUGGAGUUCCUCAAAGGACAGAUUGAUGCAACAAACUGCUUGGGAAUCUCAGCCCUGGCAGACUGUAUGGACUGUCCUGAGCUCAAGGCAGCAGCAGAGGACUUUUUUCAGCUCCACUUCACUGAAGUCUACAAACUGGACGAGUUUCUGCAACUGGAUGUCACACAGCUCACACAUCUACUGCACCAGGACAAACUCACUGUCCGUGCUGAGGCACAGAUUUAUGACGCAGCGGUGCGCUGGCUGAAGUACGAUGUGUGUAACAGACAGCAGUAUAUGGUGGAGGUGCUGGGGUGUGUUCGCUUCCCCCUGGUCUCCAAAACCUUUCUGUCCAAGACAGUGCAGGCUGAGCCUCUCAUCCAGGAAAACCCACAGUGCCUCAAGAUGGUCAUCAGUGGGAUGCGCUACCACCUACUGUCUCUGGAGGAUCGAGAGGACCUGGGAGAGAGCAGCCGCCCACGACGCAAGAAGCAUGAUUACCGAAUUGCUUUGUUUGGAGGCUCCCAGCCACAGUCCUGCCGCUACUUCAACCCCAAGGACUCCAGCUGGACAGACAUCCGCUGCCCCUUCGAGAAGCGCCGGGAUGCCACAGCCGUCUUCUGGGACAAUGUGGUGUACAUCCUGGGUGGCUCACAGCUCUUCCCCAUUAAACGUAUGGACUGCUACAACGUCCUGAAGGACAGCUGGUACUCCAAGCUAGGUCCUCCCACACCUCGUGACAGCCUGGCUGCCUGCGCCGCCCAGGGCAAGAUCUACACAUCCGGGGGCUCGGAAGUUGGCAGCUCAGCCCUGGACCUUUUCGAGUGCUACGACACCAGGACAGAGUCAUGGCAAGUGAAAACUAGCAUGCUGAUGGCCCGCUGCAGCCACGGCUCAGUUGAGGCCAAUGGGCUCAUCUACGUCUGUGGAGGAACUGUGGGCAACAAUGUCUCUGGCAGGGUCCUCAACAACUGUGAGGUCUAUGAUCCCAACACACAACAAUGGAAGGAGCUAUGUGGGAUGAGAGUAGCCAGGAAGAACCACGGGCUGGUGGUGGUCAACAACAGGAUCUAUGCUAUUGGAGGGCAGGGGGCACUGGGUGGAUUGGACUCGGUGGAGUACUACGACAUCGCCAGUAAUGAGUGGCGUGCUGCCUCAGCGAUGCCAUGGCGAGGUGUUACGGUGAAGUGUGAGGCUGUGGGCGAUACCAUCUAUGUGCUGGCGGGGUUUCAAGGGGUUGGGAGGCUCGGACAUGUCCUGGAGUACCACACUGACACUGACAGGUGGGUGACCUGCAGCAAGGUACGAGCGUUUCCCGUCACCAGCUGCCUUAUCUGUGUAGUCGACACAUGUGGAGUGAACGAGGACGAGGACAUGGACCUCAUAGACUCUCAGACGCACACUGCGGCUGCUGCCUCUUCAUCUGCCUCAACCUCAUCAUCCUCAUAGGACACAAGGGAGAUUUUAUGUAUAUUCAUUUGUGACGUUUAAUGGCAGUUUUGACAGCCACUGAAUUAACUGAGCUCAUGUACAUGAGGAGAGUCUUCAUGUCAUGUCAGCACACACUAAUGUGAAUAAUCACAUGCGUAUUCAGGCAACAGACUGGUAAUGUUCUGUAUUCAGCUAUCUCUUGUGUCCAAAUUUCUCUUUAUUUUUUAGCCAUACUAGCAUUGUAGACUCUACUGUUAGUGGAACACCAGUGGAACACAAUCCACAAAUGUAAGAAAAGCGAAUCAGAGCGAGUUGCAAAAUCAGUUCAACAGACUGAUUUAGAAAAUAUCUUAAAAACAAAAAAAAGACAAAUACAGUCUGAGAAUAUUGAAGAAAUCUCAGCUUGUCAGAUUUUUUUUAAAUUUGAUUUCUUGGUCCUUAAAGAAGAUCUUUGUGAUUUUGUUUUAUUUUUGCUUGUGUAGUAUGUACUAGAUAGUAGAUGGAGUAUAUGAAUCUUUUUUGUGUAUAUAUUUAAUUACUAUCCUUUGGUAAGUCAUCGUAACUCAAAAUAGACUUUACAAAGAAAGAAUAAACAUCUUAUUAUCAGCCAUAUGUGGAGUAAAAACUAUCUGAAUGUGAUAAUUAAAAAAACGUGUCGAUGA